AUGACGCCGGUCAAAGCCCUGCCUCUCUCUUCCGUCCUUGGCUCGGUUCUGACCACCAGCGCACACCCCCGUCUUGAAAAUGAGGACUUCACGGACACCAGCACAACCCAUCAGUCAUCGACGCCCAAGCCAACACCAACGCCAGCGCCAGAGCCAACGCCAGAGCCAGCGCCAGAGCCAGCGCCAGAGCCAACGCCAGAGCCAGCACCGGCUGACGGCGUGAGCGUUGGAGGGAUGACGGGGGGGGGCAGCGGAAGAAUGCAAAAGAAAGGAGGGACGAAACGAGCCCAAGCAGAGGCCGGACAAAGUGACCGAUGUGAGCACGAUCUGGUCAGUCCUGUUCACGUUCGGCUGUCGUCCUACGGCGCCGCCUCUGUGAAACGGAGUCGACUCCGGAAAGCGGCCCCCCCUCCAGCCAACGGCAUCAACGGCGACGGACGAGCGAGCAAGCGAGCGAGCGACUGUCCGAGUGGGCGGGAGAAUGAUACGGGUGAGGGGACGGGAGGUGAUGUCCCAGGCAAGUAUCUGGCACUGCCCCCUUGGGAGAGAAGGCGUCUCGAGCAACCUCAAGAGGUGUGCCCUCAAAAUCAGCCGCUGAGCGCAAACUCACCCCCAGCGUUGCUCUCCUCGUCCUCAUCAUCAGUCUCUGCCCCAGCCUCCCGUCGCGACUGGUGA
This is a messenger RNA of Colletotrichum higginsianum IMI 349063, 675 nucleotides long. RefSeq lists its product as uncharacterized. Bases 1 to 675 code for a protein of 224 amino acids. The transcript has 2 exons. The record is from RefSeq and is a predicted model, not a curated record. Lineage: Eukaryota; Fungi; Ascomycota; Sordariomycetes; Glomerellales; Glomerellaceae.